Messenger RNA from Copidosoma floridanum, 715 nucleotides. It is a transcript of the gene Chrac-16, whose product is annotated as chromatin accessibility complex protein 1. Lineage: Eukaryota; Metazoa; Arthropoda; Insecta; Hymenoptera; Encyrtidae. Gene Ontology annotation, molecular function: protein heterodimerization activity. Gene Ontology annotation, cellular component: CHRAC; nucleus. The record is from RefSeq and is a predicted model, not a curated record. Gene Ontology annotation, biological process: DNA-templated DNA replication; chromatin remodeling.
UUAGUGUAAUGUAUACACCCAAGGCGAUUGUUGUUUGUUUAUUGUAGUAUUUGCAAUCCACACAAAUUUUUCAAACCAAGUAUUUUUAUAGUGGAACUAAGCACUUAUAACAACAACUAUACGGUUACGACAGAAGUACAUUUUCUUUGAACGGUUAAGUUCAUCAAUCAAUAAUUAGACACACUCUUAAAAUGACUUCUCAUCAGACAUCUCCGCCAAAGGCAAUCAAAGAUCUUAGGUUACCUAUAUCCAGAGUUAAGACUAUUAUGAAAAGUUCUCCACAGGUUGAGGCUAUCGGACAAGACUGCUUAUUUUCAGUAGCAAAAGCAACUGAGCUAUUUAUUCACUUUCUGUCAGAAGAAGCUCAUCGAAAGUCAAACAAGGCAAGUACCUUAGACUACAAACACUUGGCUGAGGUUGUGCAAACCAACGAUGCUUUGGAGUUUUUAAGAGAAACUCUACCGAGGAAAAUUACAGUCAGACAGUUUAAGGAAAUGAUGGCUGAGAAAAACUCAGAGUCUUCAUCAGAUUCAGACAGUGACAGUCAAUCCGACAGUGAAUCUAACUCUGACAGUGAUAAAGUUGAAAACGGGAACACGUCGGACAGUAGUAACAGUGCCAGUGAUAAAAAAAAUGGCCAUGAUGAUUCUUCAGAAAGUGAGAGUAACAGUGAUGAGGAUACAAAGACAUAAUUUUUCUAUCCAUAAAAUUAUUA